GUGGCAUGUGGGAUCUUACUUCCCCGACUAGGAGUCAAACCCACGUCCCCUGCUUUGGAAGACAGAUUCUUAACCACUGGACCACCAGGGAAUUCCCAACGGAGGGGCUUUAGACAGGGGCCUAGCCUACCUGACCCUUCGUUCUUUAUGGAGCUUGUGCCUGGCACGCCCCUACUAUUUCCCCUGGGAAGUGCCUUAGGAGAAGGGAUUUACCCCUCCAGCUACCUGGUUUCUGGCUCACAGAUGGGAAGACUGAGGCCCAGAGCUUGGAACCCACGGUUCCAGCCCUCUGAGAGGGAAACAGAAACAUAAAGGGUGCUGGCUCUGGUCUCCAGGGACUUCUACAGGAAUGAGAGGAGACCAAGGUGUAACCUGAGCUCAGGGUUCUGGUCAUCGUGGGGCUGGCCCAGGUAGCAGAUAAGCCUGGGAGGGCCCAACUACUCAAGGCGAAUUAAACACCUGGAUUCAAGUCUCAGCUGCACGAGUUACUAGGUAUGUGACCAUGGGUUAAUCACUAACCUUCUCAGAACCUCAGUUUAUUAGUCUGUAAAAUGAGGACAAUAAUCCCUAUCUCAGGAAGCUAUGAGAGAAUUAAAUAAGGUUGCACACUCAGCAAGGUGUCUGGCUCUGAGAAGAUUCAGUAAUUGAGGGCAGUAAUUAUUCUUACCUCAUUCAGCCCUCGCCCAACCCUGUGAGGUAAGUAGUGUUAUUACCUCCCUUUUUUCAGAUAAGAAAACUGAGGUCCUAUGGCAUGAAGUAAAUUGCACAAGGUCACAGCUAGGAAGUGAGGAAGAGAAGCCCCGCCCAUCCAGGCCAUGGAGGUAGAGUCAUCGGAGGAGAGGUCCCCAGCCCCUGGCUACAAGCGCUCUGGCCGUCGCUAUAAGUGCCUGUCCUGUACCAAGACGUUUCCAAAUGCACCCCGGGCAGCACGCCAUGCUGCCACACAUGGGCCUGCAGACUGCACAGAGGAGGUGGCCGAGGCAAAGCUGAAGCCAGAGACAGACCCCAAAGCGGAGGAUGCCAGCGGGGACAAGGUGUCAGGUGCAGCGGCGAAGCCUCGGCCGUAUGCGUGCCCGCUGUGCCCCAAGGCCUACAAAACGGCACCAGAGCUGCGCAGUCACGGGCGCAGCCACACGGGCGAGAAGCCCUUCCCUUGCCCCGAGUGCGGUCGCCGCUUCAUGCAGCCCGUGUGCCUGCGCGUGCACCUGGCCUCGCACGCCGGCGAGUUGCCCUUCCGCUGCGCGCACUGCCCCAAGGCUUAUGGCGCGCUCUCCAAGCUCAAGAUCCACCAGCGCGGUCACACCGGCGAGAGGCCCUACGCCUGCGCCGACUGUGGCAAGAGCUUCGCUGACCCCUCGGUGUUCCGCAAGCACCGGCGCACGCAUGCAGGCCUGCGGCCCUACAGCUGUGAGCGCUGCGGCAAGGCCUAUGCUGAACUCAAGGACCUCCGUAACCACGAGCGGUCCCACACUGGCGAGCGCCCCUUCCUCUGCUCAGAGUGCGGGAAGAGCUUCUCCCGCUCGUCCUCGCUCACGUGCCACCAGCGCAUCCAUGCGGCGCAAAAGCCCUACCGCUGCCCGGCCUGUGGCAAGGGCUUCACGCAGCUCAGCUCCUACCAGAGCCACGAGCGCACGCAUUCUGGCGAGAAGCCCUUCCUCUGCCCCCGCUGCGGCCGCAUGUUCUCCGACCCCUCGAGCUUCCGGCGCCACCAGCGGGCGCACGAGGGUGUGAAGCCCUACCGCUGCGAGAAGUGUGGCAAGGACUUCCGGCAGCCGGCCGACCUGGCCAUGCAUCGGCGGGUGCACACAGGCGACCGGCCGUUCAAGUGCCUGCAGUGUGACAAGACCUUUGUCGCGUCCUGGGACCUCAAGCGGCACGCGCUGGUGCACUCCGGCCAGCGGCCCUUCCGCUGCGAGGAGUGCGGCCGAGCCUUCGCCGAGCGGGCCAGCCUCACUAAGCACAGCCGGGUGCACUCGGGUGAGCGCCCCUUCCACUGCAACGCGUGCGGAAAGUCCUUCGUGGUCUCGUCAAGCCUGAGGAAGCAUGAGCGGACCCAUCGCAGUAGCGAGGCCGCAGGGCCUCCCCCGCAGCAGGAGCUGGUGGUGGGGCUGGCGCUGCCGGUCAGCGUGGCAGGCGAGGGCUCAGCAGCCCCGGCAGCAGGGGCUGGGCUCGGGGACCCUGCAGCAGGGCUGCUGGGGCUGCCUCCGGAAUCGGGUGGUGUGAUGGCCACCCAGUGGCAAGUGGUGGGCAUGACGGUGGAGCACGUGGAGUGCCAAGAUGCUGGGGUUGGGGAGGCUCCUGGUCCCUUGGGGGGGGCAGGCGAAGUGGGGGGUGAGGAGGUGGAUGAGAAACCACCACAGUUUGUAUGCCGGGAGUGCAAGGAGACGUUCUCCACGCUGACGUUGCUGCGACGGCACGAGCGCUCGCACCCAGAGCUCCGGCCCUUCCCCUGCACCCAGUGCGGCAAGAGCUUCUCAGACCGGGCUGGGCUGCGCAAGCACAGCCGCACCCACAGCUCUGUGCGCCCCUACACCUGCCCCCACUGCCCCAAGGCCUUCUUGAGUGCCAGCGACCUGCGCAAGCACGAACGUACCCACCCUGUGCCCAUCGGGACCCCCACGCCCCUCGAGCCCCUCGUGGCUUUGCUAGGAAUGCCUGAAGAGGGGCCAGCCUGAGUCCCAGGCCCCCUCUGCCACACUCCUGGGAGCUCCGCCCCUACAGGGUGCUUCCUGAACCUCCCUUUGCCUCACCUCACUCUUAGACUCCAGAUCCAUCCCUUCAUCCCAGGCAGCUAGCUCACCUUCCUGACAAAGAGCUGGGGACAGUGGAGGCUGGCAGCAGCCUCUGAGAGACAUGGCUCCCUCCGAGCACCACUCAUUAAAGCAUUCGCUUUGACACUGGGUUGUCUUCUGUGUUCUGGUCGGGGGUAAGUAAUGGGAAUUUGGGCAUCAGAUAAGGUUCAGUGGAGAUCCCUGGAUUGACAAAUUAGAAACUAGAAGGGUCUUUGGGUGCACUGUUUUCUCUACGUUUCAGAAUGUCUUGUGACAAAGGGUUCCACGGUCAAGUAAGUACAGGAAAUUCCUGUACCCUUAUUGGGGAUUCUUGGUGAUCAAAGUAUGUUAAAGUCAUCGAUAAGUCCUGCAAUGAACAAAUCUAUUUUGCUUUGUUUAGCCCACACUUACUUGACCUGUUACUGUGUAGCUCUACUUCUGUCUUUUUGCAGAUAAUAAACUGAGGCCCAAAGUUAGUAUAUUUCCCACAAAUUGCAAUAACAAAUUAGAAAAUACACUUGGGGUCCCAUUCACAAUAACAACAAAACCCAUAAACUACAAAGGAGUAAAUCUCACAAAAAACAUGCAAACCCUGUAUGAAGAAAAUAGUAUCUUUGUCCUGAAGGAUAUAAGACCUAAUUAAAUGGAGAUAUACCAUGUACCUGAGUGGAAAGUUGUUAUUAAAAGAUGUUGAUUCUCCAGUU
This is a messenger RNA of Aethalodelphis obliquidens (Pacific white-sided dolphin), 3475 nucleotides long. It is a transcript of the gene ZNF668, whose product is annotated as zinc finger protein 668. The transcript has 3 exons. Gene Ontology annotation, cellular component: nucleus. Bases 816 to 2675 code for a protein of 619 amino acids. The record is from RefSeq and is a predicted model, not a curated record. Gene Ontology annotation, biological process: regulation of gene expression. Lineage: Eukaryota; Metazoa; Chordata; Mammalia; Artiodactyla; Delphinidae.